Molecule: messenger RNA, 1473 nt
Organism: Insectozyma verbasci
Lineage: Eukaryota; Fungi; Ascomycota; Pichiomycetes; Serinales; Debaryomycetaceae
Source: the annotation of a GenBank genome assembly
AUGAAUGAAAAGUCAAAACAAAGAAAACUGAUUAGGAAACACAGUAAUCAAAGUUUAUUUAAAAGACGAUCCGUCUUGAAUCUAAGUGGAAAAAUUAAUGAGAAUACUACUAAAACUCAAUUGAAUCAAGAAAUACUGAAAAGUGAAGUAAUUAAUAGUUUGGAAUCGAAAGAUAGAAUACUAAAUUCAACGUUAGUUGAAACUGUACAACAUGACUCAGGAACUAAAUUAAAUAUAGUUAAAAAGUUACCAAUGCGAAGGAAAAGAGCUUUAUCGAUAGACGCAUUAACCUCGACAAAAAGCGAAGAUGACAUGAGUGAUGAUAAUGAUGAUGAAGAUAAUGAUAUACGGAAUAGUAAAGACACUGAUAAUAAUGAACCAAAAGGUCGUCCUAUGGAACCUAAACUUAUAUCAAUAAAUGAAAUUACAACCAUAAAAGAUCAAAAUCAUGACAAAGUGAAUAAUUUGGACAAUAAUAAAAAACCUAGGGGUGGUCCAAGAAAAACAAUUCCAACUAUUGAAGACAAAACGGUAGAAGAUCAGAGUAGUAACAACCAAAAUGAACAGAAUAAUUACAACAAGAAGUCUUGGGGUCGUCCAAGCAAUACCAAACCAAAGCCUGCACCAACCAAUGAUGAGACAGAGGACGAAAAUUCAAACUAUGAAGACACACCAGAUAAUACAAAUAUUAAACAAAGGCUAAGAGGUUGUCCAAAGAAAUCUGAAAAAAUAUUAUCUCAAGCUGGAUCCCCAAAUGAGCGAGAGUUAAUUGCUAACGGAUUGCAAGAAGGUAGUAACAAACUGAAUGAUGAAGGUGAGAAGCCAAUAGGUCUUCUAAGGAAAUCAGCUCCAAUUACUGAAGAUAAAAUCAUAGGGGAUCAGAAUCUUGACAAAUUAGAUACUUUGAAAGAUAAAGUCUAUAACAAGAAGCCAAGAGGUCGUCCAAAGAAACUUCAGCCUACAGAUAUUGAAAAAAGAAUGAUUAAAGAAAAUAGAUUUGGUUUAAUUGUACUAAAUAAUGCUGAUGCUUAUGAUAAAAAACAAAGAGGUCGUCCAAAGAAACCUAAACCAGUACUACCUCAAGUUGUUUCAAAAUCACCAGAACCACCAAAACUACAUAAUAUUAAAAUUGAAAAGGUAGUUGAAAAAGUAGUUGAAGAGACUGAAGAUGAUGAAGGAUUUGAAGAAGGUGAUGAUGCUGAAGGAAAAAGGUAUGGUUUGAAAUUUAAAAGAAAAUCCAUACUACCUAGAUCAAAAAAUGGUUGCUGGAUAUGUCGAAUUAAACAUUUGAAAUGUGAUGAAAUGAAACCUGAAUGCAACAAUUGUUUGAAAUUCGGCUUAGAAUGUGAUUAUAGUCCUACUAAACCAGAUUAUGUGACGAAUAAAGCUUUGAGAGUUGAGAAAAUUGCUGAGUACUCAAGGUUUAGAAAAGAAUAUCAAAGCUUGAAGAAACGACAUAAGAAGAGUAAAUAG